Molecule: messenger RNA, 3690 nt
Organism: Pistacia vera
Lineage: Eukaryota; Viridiplantae; Streptophyta; Magnoliopsida; Sapindales; Anacardiaceae
Product: ubiquitin carboxyl-terminal hydrolase 26
Exons: 15
Coding region: 192-3461 (1089 amino acids)
Biological process (GO): protein deubiquitination
Cellular component (GO): nucleus; cytosol
Molecular function (GO): cysteine-type deubiquitinase activity; cysteine-type endopeptidase activity
Source: RefSeq, a predicted model, not a curated record
AAAAUAGUUUCUCUCUCUUCCCUCCAUCUCUCAAACUCUGCGACUUCUCCUCUUCACAAAAUCUGAAUAAAACCGCAGCAAAUUGAAGCAAAAUCCACACAUCUUCAUAUUUAUAUUAGUGUGAUUGUGCCUGUGAUCUUUUUCUUUUUCAGGAGAGCGUUCAUUCGCGUUCCGGCUUGGUUACUGAAAAGAUGAGCCGACCAACCACUCGGAGUAAAAAUAAAAGGCACAGACAAGGGACUGAUUCUGAUAGCGCUUCUGAAAUAUUGAGGAAAAUUCAUUCAACAGGUGAAGUAACCGAUGAUGAUGUGAAACAGUUGUACAUGAUUUUGAAACCAGUUUGUCAAAGCUGCCGUGUGAAUACUAAAGAUAACCCUAAUUGUUUCUGUGGGCUGAUUCCACCUCACAAUGGAAGUCGUAAAUCUGGCUUAUGGCAGAAAAUUUCGGACAUUCUUCAAGCUCUUGGUCCAGACCCAUGCAAGGAUCUUCGUGCUUCUGCUUUCUCACCUGCUGGAUUGACUAAUUUGGGCGCAACAUGCUAUGCAAAUAGUAUACUGCAGUGCUUAUACAUGAAUAAAUCAUUCCGUGAAGGUGUUUUCUCUGUUGAGCCUGAUGUUUUGAAACAACAUCCUGUGUUGGAACAACUUGCAAGACUUUUUGCACAGUUGCGUGCCAGUAAAAUGGCUUUUAUUGACUCAGCUCCAUUCAUUAAAACAUUGGAGUUAGACAAUGGAGUUCAACAGGAUAGCCACGAGUUCUUGACCUUGCUUCUUUCUUUGCUUGAGCGUUGUUUUAGCCAUUCUAAAGUUUCCAAGGCUAGAACAAUUGUUCAAGAUCUUUUCCGUGGGAGUGUGUCCCAUGUGACAACGUGCUCAAAAUGUGGAAAAGAUUCUGAAGCUUCUGCGAAGACGGAAGACUUUUAUGAGCUUGAGUUAAACGUCAAGGGCUUAAAAACUAUAGAUGAGAGUUUAGAUGAUUACCUUAGUGUGGAAGAGCUUCACGGAGAUAAUCAGUAUUUUUGCGAAUCAUGUAGAGCAAGAGUUGAUGCUACUCGGAGCAUCAAGCUACGCUCACUUCCUGAAGUUCUUAAUUUUCAGCUCAAGCGUUGUGUUUUCCUUCCAAAGACGACUAUGAAGAAGAAAAUCACUUCUGCUUUUUCUUUCCCUGGAGAAUUGAAUAUGCAGCAGAGACUCUCCGAGCCAUCUCAGUUUGAUUUGAUAUAUGAUUUGUCAGCUGUUCUGAUUCACAAGGGAACUGCUGUAAACAGUGGUCAUUACAUCGCGCUUAUUAAGGAUGAGAAUACAGGGCACUGGUGGGAAUUUGAUGAUGAGCAUGUCUCAAACUUAGGUCAUUGUCCUUUUGGAGAAGGUUCUUCAAGUUCCUGUAGUAAAGGUGGUUGUUCUGAGCCUGUUGUUUGUCCAUCGAAUACAGAAGGAAUGGAUGGCAUGAAUGUAAACCAUGCUGUUCUUCAGCCACAGUCUUCAGAAUCUUGUAAUGGUUGUAAUGUAGAGAGAUUCACCUCAAAUGAUGCAUAUAUGUUGAUGUAUAACCUGAGGUGUAGCAAGAAAGAUGCCGAGAAGAAACAUGUGGCCUGUGAUGUCCACAAUAUGCAAAUAGAAAAUGAUACUGUCUUUUUCCAUGAUGGUGUUUCUCUUCCAUCUCAUCUUUGUGAAGAGAUAAAAGAAUUGAAUUCAUCAUAUGUUGAUGCUUGUGAACUAUACAAAUUAAAGCGGGACAGAGAAUUGGAUAUUAUUACAAAACGCAGACAGGAAGUGCGGUCAGUUCUUUCUGAAGCACCUGUUCGGUCAAUCGAAGAACCAUUUUAUUGGAUUUCCGCAGAUUGGCUUCGCCAAUGGGCUGAUAACAUUUCCCCACCUGUUCUAGACAAUGCUCCUCUGCAAUGCUUGCAUGGGAAAGUUCCAGUAUCAAAGGUUGGCACCAUGAAGCGAUUAUCCACUGAAGCUUGGAUUAAAUUGUUCUCUAAGUAUGAUGGGGGGCCAACCCUGACCAAUGAUGACUACUGUUUGAAAUGCCUUAUUGAUGGUGCGCGGACUAUGGUAUGUGCUGAUAGCUAUAGAGAUAGAAGAAAAUCAAUGAAAGAGCUUGCAGAUGACGUGUUAUCAGGAAAGUUUGGAGAAGGAACAUACUAUGUGUCUAGGCCAUGGUUGCAACAAUGGACAAAAAGAAAAAAUCUUGAUGCUCCUUGUGAAGCUGAUGCAGGACCAACGACUUCAAUUAGGUGUCCCCAUUGGCAACUGAUGCCGGAGCAAGCUCCUGGUGCUAAGCGAUUAUUGGUUCCUGAGAGUCUCUGGCUCUUCAUUUAUGAAGACGCUAAAAAAGUAAAACCUAAUGAUCUUUUGGGUUGUUCAGCUUUUCCAUUAGACUCUAAACAGUGUAACGAAUGCAGCGAAGAACUAUCUGAAGUGGCAUGCAUGGAGGAUUCUAUAAGGGCUCUGAAGCUUAAACAGCGCCAAAAUCAUGAAAAAUUAGCUCUGGGUAGAAGUAUUCCACUAUCUUUGCAUGGCAAAUAUUACUUGGUGCCCUCAUCAUGGCUUACAAAGUGGAGAAACUACAUAAGUACAAGUGGAAAAAAUGCUUCAUCAUCUGUGGGACCUGAAAUUCUGGAUGGUGUCAUUGAUUCAGUUAAAUGUGAAAAGCAUUUGCGACUCUUAGAAAGGCCUCCUGACCUGGUUUCCAAACGUGGCUUAAUUGUUCAGAAGGGUCCUAUGACAGAUGGGCUGACAAUUGUUACUGAGAAUGACUGGAAAUGUUUCUGUGAAGAUUGGGGUGGAAUUCAGGAGAAAGGCAUAUCUGCUAAAGUUGAGUUCAGUAAUAAUGCAGGAAAUACUUUGGUUGGGUCCUGUAAAGAAGUACCAAUAUGUCAGGAUACUUUCAGCCCUCAUGAUGAAGAAAAUAAUGAGAUUGAAUCCAGACAUCCAGUGGUCAGGACUAACCCUGAGAUAUGUGAGGAUUGCAUUGGAGAAAGAGAAAGCUGUGAGUUGAUGCAAAAGCUCAAUUAUUGUGAUGAGGACAUAUAUGUAUGUCUUGUUCGUGGAAAAGAAGCUCCAAGAUCAAUUUUAGAAGCAUCUGAGUCUAUCUCUGAGCCAGAUCGACGAACAUCAAAGCGCUCUAGGAAGACCAAUUAUGGAAGUUUAAUCAAUUUAAAAGUUUCUGCUUCCACAUCUAUAUACCAAUUAAAAAUGAUGAUAUGGGAAUCUCUUGGGAUUGUUAAGGAAAACCAGAUACUUCACAAAGGUCAAAGGAUAAUCGAGCCGGAAUAUGCUACUCUUGCAGAUAUGAAUAUAUUCCCAGGUGACAAGCUUUGGGUGCAAGAUUCAGAAAUCCAUGAGCAUCGUGAUAUUGCUGAUGAGCUUUCUGACCAGAGGAUGAAUGUGCAGCAUGCAGAAGAAGGUUUUCGGGGAACACUUUUAACAUCAAAUCUCUCAUCCCAAGUUGUUUGAGAAGUUUGAUUUGAUUACAUGGUGUCUGCUUAUAACAUCAAAAUUCAUGUAGAUAUUGAUGCUGGGAGAGGAAAGUGUUAUAUCUUCAACCUGCAUGUUGGAGAUCGACUGGCUGAACCAAGGUUUUGUGAGCUAUCUCGUUUUUAAAAGGUUGGUUUACUAUGUAAAUAUAAGGGCUCUGGAACAGUUGUAACAUUUGUACAUUGCAAUGGAGAUUAACUGCUUCACU